AUGGACAAAACUACUCACAAAGACCCCAAAUCUAAACUUAGAUUCAGGAUAAGUUCCAAGAUUUCAAAAAGUGAUAUCAAACAAUUAGCUUAUAUUCAUGUCGAAGCCCUGCGAGAUGACGAUUCCGCUACAGUGAAAUUCGCAGAUAAAGACGAAUUCCGCUGCAAGAUCCAAGAGAUGCUGGAAGGACAAUUGAUUGCCACCGGAAUGUCUGUGAGGCCAGAGUUUACCACGUCCUGCGUGGAUCAGUGGUUCAUCAUCAAGGCAAGUCUGAUAGACUCCAGUGAAUACAAUGAAUCCGAAAAGAUCAUAGGCUGGGCGAGCUGGCUCCACGAAGGUUCAGAAUCUGGUACAGUAUCUGCAACUCGAAUGCUAGUCAGUGAUCAAGGGAAUUCCAAGGAGAAUAAUCAGAAGCUGUUACAAUUUAACCAUGGGCUUGGUGCUUUCGUCCGUCGGCACCAGACUCGCAUCUACGCAGAGUGGUGCAGCAAGCGAUCGGAGGAAGCAAGUGAAUACCUGUCUUUACGAGCUUGUUUCAUUCUUCCAGAAUUUCAACGUUGUGGCGUGGGAGGAGCGCUGGUUAGAUAUGGUUGCGAGCGUGCCGACCUCCUCGGGCUUGACACAUUGGUGACCUCCACUCAGGUGGCGAAAUCGCUUUAUGAAUCGGUUGGUAAAUUUGAGGUAUUUGAGCAACUGGAAGUCAACUUGAAUGAUUUUGACGAUAAAACCAAGCGACACGAUUCCCAGGGUCAGGAGAGUGCCAGAAACUAUCGAUUCUGGUUUUUGGCAAGAAUACAUGGAGGAUGGAAACAUACGGCCCACAAAGAUUGA
Messenger RNA from Exophiala bonariae, 831 nucleotides. RefSeq lists its product as uncharacterized. The record is from RefSeq and is a predicted model, not a curated record. The coding region runs from base 1 to 831 and encodes 276 amino acids. The transcript has a single exon. NCBI's taxonomy places the organism in Eukaryota, Fungi, Ascomycota, Eurotiomycetes, Chaetothyriales, Herpotrichiellaceae. Gene Ontology annotation, molecular function: acyltransferase activity, transferring groups other than amino-acyl groups.